UUCCGGAAACACCGGAUGUACGUCAUUACAUGAUUGAGUACAUUGUUGUUCUCGAGUGUCACAUUAGCUGUUACAGUAAGUAGACCAUGAGUCUGCCAGCAGCCCCACCCAGCUAUGCUGAAGCUACAGCAGGAGAUAAAGAACAAGGAAAUAGUAGCUUCACUUACGCCUCCCAGCCGCCCCCAAUGCCACCCCCAACCAUGCCCAUGCAUCCCAGCUGGGCUUAUGUGCAUCCCGGCCCCAGUCCAGGAUAUUCCAAUGCGUAUGCUGCAGACAUGUCCUCACCCUUCUCUGACCCGAGCUCCAGCAGCAGCUUCGACGGCCUCAGUGGAAGCAACUGGGAGGACAAGAAUGUCCGCCGCAUGUUCAUCAGGAAGGUCUUCUGUAUCCUCAUGGUUCAGCUCAUGGUCACAUUUAGUGUGGUGUCGCUCUUCACAUUUUGUGAGCCAGUCCGGAAGUUCGUACAAUACAAUCGAGUUUUCUAUCUCACCUCAUACAUGACUUUCAUGGGAACAUACCUGAUGCUUGUAUGCAGUACUAAUGCACGACGGAGAUACCCUACCAAUAUGAUCCUUCUAGCCAUUUUUACUUUGGCAAUGUCCUAUAUGGCGGGCAUGUUAGCCAGCUACCAUAAUACCAAAGUGGUGAUGAUGUGUGUGGGCAUCACAGCACUGGUGUGUCUGGCCAUCACGCUCUUCUGUUUCCAAUCCAGGGUUGACUUCACCACCUGUCAUGGAUUACUUUUCUCCCUCAUGAUGGUGCUGAUGAUCACCGGGCUUCUGCUGUUCUUCACCGCACCAUUUGGAUAUAUACCCUGGUUGCAUACUGCUUAUGCUGGAUUUGGUGCUCUGGUUUUCACUCUGUUUCUGGCAUUUGACAUGCAGCUGCUGAUCGGCAACAGGCGGUACUCUCUGAACCCAGAGGAGCAUGUGUUCGGGGCCAUUUGCCUCUACAUGGAUGUGGUUUACAUAUUCCUCUUUUUCCUUCAGCUCUUUGGGAGCCGUGAGUGAGGUGUUCAUGCUGUGUCCAGGCUUUAGCCUUUGUCCUCUGUUACACACACGCACGCACGCACACACACACACACACACACACACACCCUUCUCAGUUACUCCAAGGUUUGGUGAGGAGCGAACAGUCUUCCUUCAUUCUGUGUGGCAGUUGAAGUUUGAUGUGUGCUGUUGUUUUCCUUCUGGUCAUGGUUAGGCAGCUCUUUGCACACCUCGUAUGCACCCUCGCUGCAAGAUAACCAUGCAAUCAAUCAGAUAUACACAUGCUGUUCAGGGUAGACAAUCACUGCACAUCAUUUUUGUGUUUUCAGUUUAAGUGAUUUGAAAAACCCUAGGUCAUCUGCAUUGAAUAAUGUUCCAGCACACAAUAAUUAGAAAAAAUCAGUGUGUGAUUUAGUGGGGAAUAUAGUGGCAGCACUUACUUGUCAAUGGAUAUUAUCCCUUUCGUUUGCACGUUGUGUAGUUGAAAUGAAUCUUAAACCUGACAGGCAUUUCUUUGCCGGCAAUCACUAAAUGUAUAACAGUCCUUUCAACCUAAGUUUUGUCAAUCAGCAACAUUGUGCAGUGAAAUUAUACGAGAGCUAGAGAGGCCCGUAUGUGACACUUUGAAUUGCUUUUUGUGCAAUAACCUGCUCUUGAAUGGGAGACAGAAGCUGGAGCUUACAGGAACUUGUUGCAGUCAGUAAAUAUUUCGUGCCUCUGAAUGCUGGUUGAUAAUGAGAUUUCAGUGUUGUUGUAUGCAGCCAAUGCAGAUUUAUAAAAAAAUAAAUAAAAAAUUAUACUGUGUGCCAAAUACAAUUCUGUCAUGUGACGAUGGCGGAGAUUUUAAAUGCGGCGCUUGGUCCAGCAGGUCAUUUGUGAGGUCUGCAAUAUAUGUCUAUGAAUUGCCUCGUAAAUUAACUUGUAAGUGUGUGAUACUUGGGUGUUUUUGCUAAUUUCCAAGACACUUGAUUGCUUUUAUUUCAAAUUUUCUAAGUCACCUUUGAGUAAAAUGUUUUAGAUACUGAAUUAUCAGGUGCUGACUUAUUUGAAAAGAGAUGACUUAUUACAUUCAGAAGAGACAAAAGAUGAUAUAAUGUGUUUUAAGCACAUAGGGCUUAUUUUCCAUGGGCUUUAAUAUAAUACUUCUCUUGUCUCUUAAGAACUUGUAGAGAGUGUGCUGACAUUUUACUUGGGAAAACUUUUCUUAAUUCUGAAAACCUCAAUGGGUUUUUAGGUCAUUUACACCUCUAUUGACAUUCCUCUUUGCUUGCAUUUUAAACUGUUUCUAUAAAUUAAACAUUCAUCUUUUUGAUGGAUUGGUGUUUCAUUUGUCACAGUGCGUUAUAAGAGAUUUGGGUAGAAAGCCUCACAUACCCAUAUGCUUUAUUUCCUGAUUUAAGGCUAUGCUAACCUACAGUAUUGUUACUGAAAUGGCAGUUUAAAAAAACACAAAUUUAUGUAUUUUCUCAUGUACAUUUCACACAUGCAACUUUGUUCCUUUUCAGAUUAAAUGUAUAAAUGCUUUACAGACACUGAAAGCUUAACUUGCUUGGUUUUGAAAGCUAUUUUUUCAGCGGAAGGAUUUAAAUUUGAGGUGAUCUGUGUAAUUUUUUGUGCAGUUCUUAUUGUACAUGUGCAUAUAAAGUGUGAGUGUAUAUGGAUCACCCUAUGCCUUUCCUAUUUCUCUUUCUCUGUGCACUUCUGUGUCUACAAAUGAAUACGUUUAACCUAUAAUUACUGCAUGAUCUGUGGUACAGAGACCCACUGUGUGCUAAUUUAGAACUGAAAAGCAUUCCCUCUUUUUCCUGUUAAAAUACUAAUGGCCAGUGGGUGAUAACAGGAUACUGUGUUGUUUUGUAACCUUAUUUGUGCUUUAAAAAUAAAUAAACAGAACCGUGAAUAAUAAA
Molecule: messenger RNA, 2896 nt
Organism: Onychostoma macrolepis
Lineage: Eukaryota; Metazoa; Chordata; Actinopteri; Cypriniformes; Cyprinidae
Gene: faim2a
Product: Fas apoptotic inhibitory molecule 2a
Exons: 12
Coding region: 87-1010 (307 amino acids)
Biological process (GO): negative regulation of apoptotic signaling pathway
Cellular component (GO): membrane; endoplasmic reticulum; Golgi apparatus
Source: RefSeq, a predicted model, not a curated record